Rhinichthys klamathensis goyatoka is the source of this 1458-nucleotide messenger RNA. RefSeq names its product transmembrane protein 178a (gene tmem178a). The transcript has 4 exons. Gene Ontology annotation, cellular component: endoplasmic reticulum membrane. Bases 422 to 1327 code for a protein of 301 amino acids. Gene Ontology annotation, biological process: regulation of cytosolic calcium ion concentration; negative regulation of osteoclast differentiation. NCBI's taxonomy places the organism in Eukaryota, Metazoa, Chordata, Actinopteri, Cypriniformes, Leuciscidae. The record is from RefSeq and is a predicted model, not a curated record.
ACAGUUCAGUCGCGCGCUUGCAGGAAACCGCCUCGCCUGUAUCCUUGACACACCCAUAGCUAUUGUUGGCACAGUAGGCGCGCGACAACCUUGACAUUCCCACACGCGCGUUCAGUUGCACGAUGAAAUCUUGGUCUACGUGGAUGCAUCAUCCUUUUCAGGAAAAAGGAAAGUAAGACAAGCGGCUACUGCGGAUAAAGGAAGAUGCACAAACGCCGAACGGAGUGCAGGUAAACACACACACGCACGGCCAUCGCGCAUCCCCAUACAGAUGCCCACAGUACCGCACGCGCAGACACACUCCGCUCAUUCACCUGUAAUGACAGAUCGCUGCUCAAAGCGGCGCAUUGUCCCGGAAUACGGCGAGGAAAGUACGCUUCAUGUGAGAGAUGACUGAGUGAGUUGCGCGGAUGUUGGAGACAUGGAGAAACGAGCUCUUGUAACGGCGAUUAGCUUGUCCAUGAGCCUCCUCGCGCUCAUGCUGUUGGUGACGGCGAUCUUUACCGACCACUGGUACGAAACCGACACCAGGAGACACAAGGAGAACUGCGACCAGUACGGCUCGGAGUCCAACGACCAGAAGAACAGGGAGAUGCCCAUCUAUCACCUGCCUUUGGUGGACAGUGGUAAUGCGAAGCGCAACCUGGCUCCCAUGAAGCCCAUCCAUGUAGGGAGCCGAGAGGAGGAACUGUUGGAGAACUGGAGGGCGAUUUUGGGCAUGGGCAUUUUGGAGACGGAGUGCGGGCGUCCGCUCUUCUCCACCUACUUUGGACUUUGGAGGAAAUGCUACUUCCAGGGAAUGGACGGGGAUAUUGACAAACUCAUUUUUAAGGGUAUUGCAGAACGAUGCACAUCUGUCAAGUACCAUUUCUCCCAACCCAUUAGACUCAGGAACAUCCCUCUCAACCUGACAAGGACCAUACAGCAGGACGAGUGGCACCUCUUACAUCUGCGGCGCAUCACGGCAGGGUUCUUGGGCAUGGCUGCUGCCGUAAUGCUGUGUGGAAGCAUUGUGGCCGCCGUGGGAUUUUUCUGGGAGGAAAGCCUCACCCAGCAUGUGUCUGGACUCCUGUUCCUCAUGGCAGGAAUCUUUUGCACAAUCUCACUGUGCACCUACGCAGCCAGUGUCUCAUACGACCUAUCCAGGAACCCUCCUUUCAUCUACGGUCUGCCCGGUGACGUAGACCACGGGUACGGAUGGUCCAUCUUCUGUGCAUGGGUCAGUCUGGGCCUAACAGUGGCGUCAGGCUGUAUCUGCACAACUUAUCCCUUCUUGAGCCGCACAAAGGCUCUUCGCUCCAAAACGGCACGGGAGUCAUCUGUAUGAGCGCCCCCUGUGGCCCGGAGGACUCAGCAAAACAUUAAUCAGCACUUGGCGCUUUAGGAAAACAGAUUCAAGUGGGACUUCAUGCUGUAUGGAGCAGUUUUGAAUGUCUUGUAGAUUUCUGAUCCCUGCUC